Molecule: messenger RNA, 807 nt
Organism: Aspergillus calidoustus
Lineage: Eukaryota; Fungi; Ascomycota; Eurotiomycetes; Eurotiales; Aspergillaceae
Source: the annotation of a GenBank genome assembly
AUGAGCGCUACCGAGACCAUCACACGAAUUACGGCCGACAACGUCGCCACGCUUUUCCCCGAUGUCGAUACGUCGCUUGCCCGUGAGGUUCUCCCUGCGGCGGCGAUUACAUCCGUCACAGGCAGCAGUGAUCUCGCCGGAUACGACGACGAGCAGGUCCGUCUCAUGGACGAGGUCUGCAUUGUCCUAGACGACGAUGACAAGCCCAUUGGCAGCGCCAGCAAGAAGACAUGCCACCUAAUGACGAACAUAAACCGCGGCCUCCUACACCGCGCCUUCUCCGUCUUCCUCUUCGACUCGCAAAAGCGCCUCCUCCUGCAACAGCGCGCCUCCGAGAAGAUCACGUUCCCGGACAUGUGGACGAAUACCUGCUGCUCGCACCCGCUGGGCAUCCCCGGCGAGACGGGGUCUCAGCUCGACGCAGCGAUCCUCGGCGUGAAGCGCGCCGCGCAGCGGAAGUUGAACCACGAAUUGGGGAUCAAGCCGGAGCAGGUGCCCAUUGAGAAAUUUGAGUUCUUUACAAGAAUUCAUUAUAAGGCGCCGAGUGAUGGGAAGUGGGGGGAGCAUGAGAUUGAUUAUAUCCUCUUCAUCGAAGCCGACGUCGAUCUCGACGUGAACCCCAACGAAGCCCGCGACACGCGGUACGUGUCCGCCGACGACCUGAAGGAGAUGUUCAAGCAGCCCGAUCUAAAGUUCACGCCGUGGUUCAAGCUCAUUUGCGAUACGAUGCUGUUUGAGUGGUGGGGCCACCUGGGUUCCCCCUCGCUGGAGCAGUACAAGGGCGAGACGCAAAUUCGUCGCAUGUAA